AUGGAAGUCAUCAGCUUAUACUGGAUGGACAUUGGCGUUGACUGUUGGGAACUCAACCCUCAGGACCUGAGUUGGCUGGACGAGUUUGAUGAAGUUCCCUUUUCCGACCUGCCUGAACUGUUCGACACGGGCAAAGCCAUCGCUACCAAGCCUGCUCCUCCAAGUCUUCCUCGCCGAGUGAUGGUGGAGCAGCGGCCUGAAGUCGAGGACUGGAACAUCGAGGCGCCUGUCGGACGUAAUCGAAGCCGCUACACCCUCUCCGGCGUCUCGAACCCAAGUAAAAGUCAACACUUCAUCAUCGAUCCGGCUUUCCUCGAUCGGUGUGCAUCAAGGCUUGAACAACAUGAUUCGCGCUAUGCCCAAUCACCUGCGACCCACCCCACCCACGAGUUCGGUGGCCCCAGCAUCGGCUGUUUCGCCGGUGGUCUCGUCAAGUGA
This is a messenger RNA of Vanrija pseudolonga, 438 nucleotides long. RefSeq lists its product as uncharacterized. Bases 1 to 438 code for a protein of 145 amino acids. The transcript is spliced from 3 exons. NCBI's taxonomy places the organism in Eukaryota, Fungi, Basidiomycota, Tremellomycetes, Trichosporonales, Trichosporonaceae. The record is from RefSeq and is a predicted model, not a curated record.